CCACCAAGAUGGCUACGUUGACAAUGAGCCGUGCGCCUCUCGGGGGUUUCAGUUUCGAAAACUGUAAGAGAAAUGCCAUUUUGGAAGGUGAAACGAGCAAACUGGGAUUCAGCUUGCCUGCUGCUCGAAAAACGGGAACAACUAUCUGUGGUGUUGUCUUCAAGGAUGGUGUUGUUCUUGGAGCCGACACACGAGCCACAGAGGGCAUGAUCGUGGCAGACAAGAACUGCUCUAAGAUUCACUACAUCUCCCCCAACAUUUACUGCUGUGGGGCAGGAACAGCUGCAGACACAGAGAUGACCACUCAGAUCAUCUCCUCCAACCUGGAGCUGCACUCUCUGUCCACAGGCAGGCUGCCACGUGUGGCCACUGCCAACCGCAUGUUAAAACAAAUGCUCUUCAGGCUCUGGCUCCUUAGCUGCCAUGGCUGUGUUUGAAGAUCGCUACAAGCCAGACAUGGAGGAGGAGGAAGCCAAGGGGCUGGUGCGUGAUGCCAUCGCUGCAGGCAUCUUUAACGACCUGGGCUCUGGCAGCAACAUUGACCUGUGUGUCAUCACCAAGGGCAAUGUGGACUACAUCAGGCCUCACGAUGAGGCCAACAAGAAGGGAGUCAGAACGGGUGAUUACAAGUACAAAAGAGGAACUACCGCUGUGUUGACGAAGGCUGUAAGCCCACUGAACCUGGAGCUGGUGGAAGAGUCUGUCCAAACCAUGGACACCUCGUAACUUACUAACACAAUGUUUCUUAGUGCAAGUCGUUAUUACCCUUUUUGAAUUCCUGACAUUGUUUUUGCCCAUGGUUUACAAUAAAAGUUAUUGUAAAUUGAAGGUUCUGUUAAUUCUGUUGAAGUGUUACAAAUAAAAAGUGUUCUGAAAAGAA
Messenger RNA from Austrofundulus limnaeus, 880 nucleotides. It is a transcript of the gene psmb7, whose product is annotated as proteasome 20S subunit beta 7. Lineage: Eukaryota; Metazoa; Chordata; Actinopteri; Cyprinodontiformes; Rivulidae. The record is from RefSeq and is a predicted model, not a curated record. Gene Ontology annotation, cellular component: proteasome core complex; cytoplasm. Gene Ontology annotation, molecular function: threonine-type endopeptidase activity.